Molecule: messenger RNA, 4918 nt
Organism: Paramormyrops kingsleyae
Lineage: Eukaryota; Metazoa; Chordata; Actinopteri; Osteoglossiformes; Mormyridae
Source: RefSeq, a predicted model, not a curated record
ACGACGCGUUGUCUAGGUAACGAGAGAUGACGCCUCUUCUUUGCGCUGAAAGUAUUAGCUAACAUGUCCCUGCUAUUAUACUUUUGAAGAAAACGAAAACAAAAAACCGAUAAGAGUUUGAUGCUAGGCAUGGCAGUGUACUUUGACCACCGAAUUGAGGCACCAGAGUCCAGCGGAGACCCAUGUCAGAUUGCCUGGCACCCCACACAGCCCGUAUUAGCCGUAUCCUCACUAAGCUCGGCCACAGGGGGGUCCGUUGAUCUAUACCUACAGCAGGGGGAAUGCGUGCCCAGCGGUCAUGUGGAACGCGCAUUCCCGGCCACGCUGCUGUGCUGGCACCCCAGCAAGGCAGUACUGGCUGUGGGCUGGGAAACAGGGGAGGUCCUGCUGCACAGUCACCCCUCAGGAGAGCAAAGCAGUUUGCCGGCCACACACACAGCUAGCAUCACGCUCCUGGAGUGGGCCGGCACCGGGAGUCGUCUGCUCACUGGAGAUCGGAUGGGUGUCUUGGCCCUGUGGAAGGUCGACACCCGUGGGCGGGUCCAGGGGUCUCCUCUGGUGAAACACAGCUAUGGCAGACACCUGACAGGCUGUGUUUUCCGGCCCAUUGCCCCAGAGGAAGAUGUGGCACAGCUGGCCCGCGCCGCAGUCAGUGGAGAUGAGACUGCCCUAGACAUGUUCAACUGGAGGAAGGGUGGGAAGUCCUCUGCAGCCACACAGCAGGAACCUCUGACAUUCUUUGUCAGUACUGAUGAUGGCUGUGUUCACUGUGGAGAUGAGAAGGGCAGGGCCAGCCUUUUGCUCAGUGUGGAAAGUCCCGUGCAGAAGCUGCUGUACCUCGACAGGCGGGGUGUUCUGGUUGUCAUCACUGAGACUCUUCUGCUCUAUCAGUACAGGGUGGGAUCAGAAGGGGGUGCCCAGGAGAUCAUGAAGGUAAAGCUGACGGGGAGAAGUGGACAGGGCGCAGACAUCGCCUGGGCCAGUCAGGGUCUCCUCAUCACAGCCACAGGGGAACCUGUGAUCAGACUUUGGGACCUUGAGAGAGAUGAUAACUGCGUGCUGUCCCUAGACGAAAAUCUGGGCUUUGAAAAGGGAGAAUCAUUGAACUGUGUAUCAUAUAGUGUUGCAAAAGAUAUAGUGGCAGCUGGAACCAGCAAGGCUCGCAUUGCUAUGUGGAAGAACGUGGCUUUGGCCAAUCAGAAUCAGAGGCCAGAGUCUGUAUGCGAGUGGAAACUACAGACUCCAACAGAAGUUGAAGGAAAUGUCACCCAGCUGCAGUGGGGCUCUAGCCUGAACCUUCUGGCGGCUCAGAGCUCAAGCACCGUGCUCAUCCUCUCUGAGCAUGUCAUGUCCACACACUGCAGCCAGCAGGUGGCAGCAGUGCAGCUCUCACCCAAUCAGCUGAGUGUCUCUUGCUUCAGCAGUGGGAGCCAGCUCAGUCUGCGCUGUGACACACACAUUAAAGGUGUCUGUGUCUCCAAGGAGAUGGUCGCUGUGUGGGACGGGAGGCGAGUCGCUGUGUAUGAGCUGUCGGGCUCUGCUCUUUGUAGCACAGGCUCCUUUCCCUGUGAAUCUCAUGCCCUGGCCAUGCACCGUGGCAGCAUUUACACUGUGGAGCCAAAGCGAGUUCAAGUUCGGACAGUGCAGGGCACAGUGAAACAGCUACUGGCGUUUUCGGAGAUGGAGGGAAACCCUGUCCUCCUCAGUGUGUGUCAGUGCUUCCUGGUGGUGGGCACAGACGCCGCACACUUCAAGCUCUUCGACUUGUCCCGCAGGGAGGCUAAGCCAGGGUGUGCUGCCAAGAAUAUGAGGGCCUUGAUUCCAGACCUGGGGGCCAUUCAGUCAGUGAAGUGCAAUGCGGAUGGAAGCCGAGUCAGCCUUCUGAUCAGCCAGGUGAACGGGAGGCCUGACCACAGAGUCUACCUGUAUGACGUGGAGAUGGACGCUGUGUCUCAUUUCGACUUCUUCAUGGGAUGCCCACUGAGUCGGGCUCUGCAUACAGAGGACACAGAGAAGAACAAGUACCAGGUCACAGAGCUGAGUGGCCGCUGCCCUGUCUCCCAGUACUGGGAUGAAAGCGAUCCGCGCCUCUUUGUAUGUGACACAGUGCUAAAGGCAGCCAGCUCGCACAACUCGACGCCCUCCUGUGUCCUUGAGGAGGCAGAUGUGCUGGUCGCCUCAUUCUUCUGCACGCAGGACCAAGGCUUGCUGCUGCAUGACUGUUACCCCCGACCAGCUGGGACAGAGGCCUUGCUGGCACUGGACGUGCCCUUUUAUUACUUUACCUGCAAGCCUGGAGAAGAGACAGCAGAGGGUGAGACUCCAUCUGGACAGCGCAUGGUUUCCAGAAGAGCACUGAGAGACUUUGUUGGACUGGAGGACUGUGACAAGCCCACGCAAGAUGCCAUGCUUAACUUCAGCUUCUAUUUGACCACUGGGGACAUGGACGAAGCUUUCAAGUGUAUCAGACUCAUUAAAAGUGCUACGGUUUGGGAGAACUUGGCACGCAUGUGCGUGAAAAGCCAGCGGCUGGACGUGGCUCGUGUUUGCCUGGGUAACAUGGGUCAUGCCAGGGCAGCACGAGCACUAAGAGAGGCCCAAGCUCUGCCAGAGAAGGAGGCACAGGUGGCCGUCUUGGCCACACAUCUGGGAAUGCUGGAGGAUGCGGAGCGCCUGUACCGUAGCUGCCGGCGCUACGACCUGCUGAACAACUUCUACCAGGCAGGGGGGCAGUGGCAGCAGGCUCUGGAAACAGCAGAAACCCAUGAUCGCGUGCAUCUGCGUACCACGUACUACAGCUACGCCAAGCAUCUGGAAGCUAUGGGAGACCGUGCUCUGGCCCGUGUAUACUAUGAGAAGUCUGACACCUACCGGUUUGAGGUUCCCAGGAUGCUGCUUGAGGACGUUGUGUCGCUAGAAAUCUACGUCAACAAAAUGAAGGAAAAGAGCCUUUAUAAGUGGUGGGCCCAGUAUCUGGAGAGUCAGUCGGACUUGGAGUCAGCUCUCCGCUACUAUGAGUUUGCCCAGGACUACCUGUCCCUGGUUCGGGUCUGCUGCUACCUGGGGAACGUGCAGAAGGCUGCAGAGAUCGCAAAUGAGACGGGGAACCGCGCGGCUUCCUAUCACCUCGCCCGGCAGUACGAGAGCCAGGAGGACAUCAAGCAGUCUGUGCACUUCUACACCAGAGCCCAGGCCUACAACAAUGCCAUCCGCCUGUGCAAGGAGAACGGCCUGGACGACCAGCUGAUGAACCUGGCUUUGCUGAGUAACCCUGAGGACAUGAUGGAGGCGGCCUGCUACUAUGAGGACAAGGGUGUCCACAUGGACCGGGCUGUCAUGCUUUUUCACAAGGCAGGGCACUUCUCGAAGGCGCUGGAGCUGGCCUUUGCCACCCAGCAGUUCGGAGCGCUGCAGCUGAUCGCCGAGGACCUGAACGAGAACUCGGACCCGACCCUGCUGGCGCGCUGCUCCGAUUUCUUCAUAAAGCACUCCCAGUACCAGAAGGCCGUGGAGCUGUUGGUGGCGGCCAAGAAGUACCCUGAGGCUUUGCAGCUGUGUCUGGACCAGAACCUGACCAUCAGUGAGGAGUUUGCAGAGAGCAUGACCGUAUCACAGGGCUCCAAUGGACUGACAGAAGAGGCACGGCGGGAUCUUCUGGAAAGAAUUGCGGAUUGCUGCAUGCGGCAGGGCAACUACCACUUGGCCACCAAGAAGUACACCCAGGCCGGUAACAAGCUCAAGGCCAUGAAAGCACUUCUGAAGUCUGGAGACACAGAGAAGAUUAUGUUCUUCGCUGGCGUCUCCAGGCAGAAGGAGAUCUACAUCAUGGCUGCCAACUAUCUGCAGUCUCUGGACUGGCGCAAGGAGCCUGAGAUCAUGAAGAAUAUCAUCUGCUUCUACACCAAAGGAAGGGCUCUUGACCUGCUCUCCGGCUUCUAUGAGGCCUGUGCCCAGGUAGAGAUCGAUGAUUAUCAGAACUAUGAGAAGUCCCUGGGUGCACUAACAGAGGCCUACAAGUGCCUGGCCAAGGCUAAGAUGCAUAGCCCAGAGGAACAACAGAGUCGGCUAGCCGCGACACAACACAGGAUCACUUUGGUGAAACGCUUUGUCCAGGCGCGCAGGCUGUACGAGGAGGACCCAGGAGAAGCUGUGAGGCUCUGCCAGGCCUUGCUGGAGGAGGAGGAGCUGGACCCUGCCGUGCGUGUCGGUGAUGUUUAUGGCUUCCUGGUGGAACAUCUCUGUCAGCAGGGCAACUUCCAGGAUGCUUACCACAUGAUGGAGGAGAUGGAGAGACGUCUGCCCAAUUCCAAUGUGGCGUUCUAUGUGAGCCAGCGCAGCCUGGAUGCCCUGCGGCGGUCAGUGGGGCUGCCCCUCACCAGGGACCAAAGACGAGACAGUGGGGGUGAGGAAGAUGAGGUGGAGGAAGCUGUGGAGCUUCAGCAGGGAGACUGAGCCCAAGGCAGGGAGAAGCAUCAUGUGACCCCUGUACCACGCACCCCAGAGGCAGGGGGUGGGCAAUAGCAGGGCUGAUGACAAGGGUAUCCUUGUAAACCAACCUCAGAAUAUCUUAUUGUGCCAAGAGUCUAGAAUCGUUGCCUUAUGAGGAAAAGGUAAUAUUGGAAUAUUACCAUUUCUGAAACAUGUCCCCAUUUCAUUGACUAAUGGUUUGUGACUUAUGUUCUGCAUAGUAUCUCAGGGAUGUCCUGCCAGUGUAUGUUUACCCACCUUGACCAAAAAGUCACUGGCAACUGAGAGGAACAAAUGAAUCCGUUUUACUUUUUUAUAGAAGGGAAUAUAAAAGUUCGUAAUAGAUGUUUAUACGUGUAUGUCCAUCACAUUUGUAAUUGCUUUAGUAGUUUCUAAGUUGUAAAUAAUCCCAACUGUAACCAGACAUUUCAGUAAAAAGAUAUAAGUUUUA